GAGUAACUGUACACACAGUGUGUUUACUCUGUAUCCGGGAGUGUUUUUCAAGGAGGAGGGGGCAGUUUCUGACUGGGAGUUUUCCUUCUCCCAUCUCACAUAAUUCAGUAAAAUAAAUCAAAGUCAGAUGUUCUUUCUUGAGUGGCAAUCAGUUGGACUUGGAUUUUUUUUUUCUUCACUCUUCUUUAAACUGGUACAUCUGGGUGAGCUCAAGCGUGUAUAUCUUUGGCAUCUGGACCUGUCCAGCAAUAGAAGACAAACUGACUUAUUUUGGCUGCCUCUUUGGACCCAUUUAACUGGUACCCUUACUUUCCCAAGGGCUGAUGAGGAGGAAGAAAGCAAGUAUUAAAGGUAGUGUUUCCCCUAGGUAGUUUAAAGUCAGGUGAGAGAUAAUCACGGCCUUUGAAGCUGAUGACCUGAGGACCAUCAUUUGAUGACUUGAAGAUUAGCAGUUUGGAGGGGUCAUGUUUGAAAGAAAGAGGAUUACAUAAGGAGGAAAAGAUAAAGAAAGGAAGUUUGGUGGAAGGCUGUGCCAGAAAUCUUAGGAAGAUAAUAAAAAGUAAUUGAUGUGGCUUUAUAUUCUCUCAGCAGGAGGGUGAAAAUGAAAGCGGGCUGUAGCAUCGUGGAAAAGCCAGAAGGAGGUGGAGGGUAUCAGUUUCCUGAUUGGGCCUAUAAAACAGAGUCGUCCCCAGGCUCCCGGCAGAUCCAGCUGUGGCACUUCAUCCUGGAGCUGCUGCAGAAGGAAGAGUUCCGCCAUGUCAUCGCCUGGCAGCAGGGAGAGUACGGGGAGUUUGUCAUCAAGGAUCCAGACGAAGUGGCCCGCCUCUGGGGCCGCAGGAAGUGCAAACCACAGAUGAAUUAUGACAAGCUGAGCCGGGCCCUCAGAUACUAUUACAACAAGAGGAUCCUUCAUAAAACAAAAGGGAAAAGGUUUACUUAUAAAUUUAACUUUAACAAGCUGGUGACGCCCAACUACCCGUUCAUCAACAUUCGGUCAAGUGGUGUGGUUCCCCAGAGUGCACCACCAGUUCCAACAGCCUCUUCCCGGUUCCAUUUCCCUCCUCUGGACACUCAUUCUCCAACUAGUGACGUGCAGCCGGGGCGGUUCUCUGCCAGCUCCCUAACGGCUGGUCAGGAGUUGAGUAAUGGCGCUGACAGAAAGGCGGAGCUUUCGGAGCUGGAGGAUGGCUCAGCCGCUGACUGGCGCCGGGGUGUGGAUCUCAUGUCCUCCCGGAAUGCUGUUGGUGGAGGAGGGAUUGGCCAUCAGAAACGCAAGCCUGACAUCAUGCUUCCUCUGUUCAGUAGGCCAGGGAUCUACCCUGACCCCCAUAGUCCCUUUGCUGUCUCUCCAAUCCCUGGCCGAGGAGGUGUCCUUAAUGUUCCCAUUUCACCAGCCCUCUCCCUGACCCCCACCAUCUUCUCCUAUAGCCCUUCACCAGGCCUGAGCCCUUUCACCAGCAGCAGUUGCUUUUCCUUCAACCCUGAGGAAAUGAAACACUACCUUCAUUCUCAAGCCUGUUCUGUGUUCAACUACCAUCUGAGUCCCCGGACAUUUCCCCGUUACCCAGGGCUCAUGGUUCCACCACUGCAGUGCCAAAUGCAUCCUGAAGAGUCUACCCAGUUUUCUAUCAAGCUGCAGCCCCCGCCAGUUGGGCGCAAGAACCGGGAGAGGGUAGAGAGCAGGGAGGAGUCAGCACCUGUCACUGCUCCCACCAUGGCGCCUGUGCCCCCGAGAAUUAAGGUAGAGCCAACCUCUGUAAAGGAUCCUGAGAGUCUCAGGCAGUCACCCCAAGAGAAGGAGGAGCACUCUCAAGAGGGCACUGUGCCAAGCAGGACCAUAGAGGAGGAAAAAGGCACCAUCUUUGCCCGCCCAGAGGCACCACCUGUCUGGCCCUCUGUACCCAGUAGCACACCAAGUGAAGAACCCCUAGAAGUGACUGAAGACAGUGAAGAUAGGCCUAGCAAAGAGCCCAGUGCGCCUGAGAAGAAAGAAGAUGCCCUGAUGCCCCCCAAGCUUCGAUUGAAGCGGCGCUGGAAUGACGACCCUGAAGCCCGAGAGCUGAGAAAGGAUGGCAAGUUCCUCUGGAAUGGGUCGGGACCACAGGGCUUGGCGACGGCAGCUGCUGAUGCUUAGAAUUGCAAGUGGAUUGGGAGCUGUUUAUACUAUAAUCAUAUACAUGUAUUUAUGUAGCAAGAUUUCGGGGCUGGGGGGAGGGCAUUAGCUGGUUUGAUCAUUCUAGGAGCAUAGACUUGUAUUUUUAUGUUUUAGGAAUGGGAUUGGGCAUCUUCUGUUGUAAAUUAGGUGAGAUAUGAACACACUUUUUUUCCUGGUGAGGAGGACACAGGAAGGGUAUUGAACUGAAAGGAGAAAGGGCCUCUAUUUCCUAUUGAGGCGAAUACUUUCUGAACAAACUCCCAAAGGGCCAAGACACUGUUUGGUCCUAUGAUGUUCAGGUUCCAGACUUCUUUCUUUUCUACUGUAUUUAUAUAUAGGAAAGCCAUUAAUGAGUUUAUUUUGCUCUGAAAGUUACAUAUAAAGGGGAAAGGGCAUGGUUGGGGGGCGAAAGACCGUUAAUACUCAGUAUUUGCCUGA
This is a messenger RNA of Myotis davidii, 2593 nucleotides long. RefSeq names its product ETS translocation variant 3. The transcript is spliced from 4 exons. Bases 602 to 2134 code for a protein of 510 amino acids. Lineage: Eukaryota; Metazoa; Chordata; Mammalia; Chiroptera; Vespertilionidae. Gene Ontology annotation, molecular function: sequence-specific DNA binding; DNA-binding transcription factor activity, RNA polymerase II-specific. Gene Ontology annotation, cellular component: nucleus. The record is from RefSeq and is a predicted model, not a curated record. Gene Ontology annotation, biological process: cell differentiation; regulation of transcription by RNA polymerase II.